AUGCCUCCCAAGCAACAUAAGGAAAAGAAAAAGAAGAAAAAGAAGUCUACUCCAGAAGAUGACCUGGACGAGCCCUAUCACCGCUGGUUAGACGAAACAUACUACAUCGCACGAACUCAUCGUGAACAUGCGGCCGCAGUACACAUGAAAUUCAUCAAUACGGCAAUCAAAGCGUGCACAACUGCGAUAGUACCGUACAACGAGAUGUUGCUGCUAACCACCGGAAUACCAACGUGUGAAACAGAGGUGGUUCCAAUGGUUUCGGUUCCAUCCAUAAUCCGAUCACUUGGCUUCAACCCCACAACCAAGCAGUUAAUGCAAAUAGGAUGGAUUACCGCAUUGGUGAAGGAACCACCUGCCGAGUUCCUUUCUGAUGUUCUUAGCCGCACCCUAUGGGAAAGUGAAAACGAGAACAAGUUGAAACGAUGUAUGUUAAUGACACAUAUCGACUUCGAGUCGUGUGACCUCCUAACAAGCCGCAAGAAAUUAGAAAAUGUAGGGCUUCAGCUAUUACAAACGGGUUCAUUUGUGUUCGAUCCAUCACAAGUACCGCGAGUGUUCCUCCCCGCAGUUGACUUAUUGAGGCGCGUACCCGUGGUUGUACAACGCAGUGACGCUGAUACCCUAGACAAAGUGUUCGAGACCAUAUGGGCCGCUGCCAACACGUGUGAACGGGGAACCGGUGGCAUACGACAAAUGAACAUCGCGGCACUCCACAAAACCCUCACGACAGCCAUGCGCAGCCACAGAAAGACGUCGGAAACGAUGGAAGAGCCCUCGCUAACAAAGGUAGAAAUGGAAAGCUUACUAAGUUUCGUGUGUGGAGAGGGCGGCAAUGUUGACGAGGAUACAUUUGCGCUAACCGCAGUGUAG
Messenger RNA from Trypanosoma brucei brucei TREU927, 873 nucleotides. RefSeq lists its product as hypothetical. NCBI's taxonomy places the organism in Eukaryota, Euglenozoa, Kinetoplastea, Trypanosomatida, Trypanosomatidae. The transcript has a single exon. Bases 1 to 873 code for a protein of 290 amino acids. The record is from RefSeq and is a predicted model, not a curated record.